AAUAAAAUCGGCAAUGUUUUGUUUAUAUCCUUUCAGGGUUGAAAAUAAAGCUGCCUAAAAUGUUUUCAACGAGUACUCAGUGCAAAUAUUGGAUGUUCAGUAUCAGUAAUGAAGAUGAACUCAGCAAACUCAGAGAUCGUGCCAACCAGAAGCAUAUAAAAAAUUAUGGCCGACAAGUCAAUGAUGCAGCCAAAUACGAAGUGUUCCUUACUUCCGAAGAAGAAAAGAUAAUGGUAAAAAGAUAUGAACUUCAUUUGCGUGAUUUUUGCAAAAGGUUUCAACCUCCCAUGCCUAGAUAUGUUAUUGGCACUUCUUUUCAUUAUUUCAAACGCUUUUACAUCAAUAAUUCAGUCAUGAAUUAUCAUCCCAAAGAAAUAAUGGUAACAUGUAUUUAUUUAGCAUGUAAAGUGGAAGAAUUCAAUGUAUCUAUUCAGCAGUUUGUGGCAAAUAUAAAAGGUGAUAGAGAAAAAGCCACUGAUAUAAUUCUAAAUAAUGAAUUAUUGCUCAUGGAACAGCUUAGCUUCCAUCUAUCAAUACACAACCCAUUUCGUCCUGUGGAAGGAUUGUUGAUAGAUAUAAAGACUAGAGGUUCUCUUCAAGAUCCAGAAAGACUGAGAUCUGGCAUUGAACACUUUCUAGAAAGGUCCCUUCUCACUGAUGUCAUUUUGCUAUACUCACCUAGUCAAGUGGCUUUAGCAGCAGUACUACAUGCUGCUUCCAAGUUGCAAGAAAACCUGGAUUCCUAUGUGACUGAUAUUUUGUUUGGGGAAGAUGGUAGGGGGAAGUUGGAAGAGUUGAUUGAAGCAGUCAGAGCAAUUCGAUCAAUGGUGAAAAUGGUAGACUCAGUUCCAGAUAGAAAUCAACAGAAAAUACUAGAUAAAAAGUUAGAAAAAUGCAGAAAUCCAGAUAAUAAUCCAGACAGUGAAAUAUACAAGAAGAGGAUGCAAGCAAUGUUGGAUGAAGAUGAUGAUCUAUUUCAUGCAAUUUCUGCACAGAAUUCUUCCAUGGACAACUCAGCAUUGAAUAUGUCAAUAGCAUCUCCAUAAGUACACAGUAAGAAAAUGAGAGUAUACAUUUCUGUUGUUUUGUAUGAAUUCAUGAAUGAAUAAUUAAUUUGGUAUUGAAAAUUUCAACUUGGACAAGAAAGUGUCACAGAUAUAUACCUAUUGUGUCCACACAAAUUUUGUUAAUAUAAGAUAA
This is a messenger RNA of Phaedon cochleariae (mustard beetle), 1200 nucleotides long. The record is from the annotation of a GenBank genome assembly. Lineage: Eukaryota; Metazoa; Arthropoda; Insecta; Coleoptera; Chrysomelidae.